AUGGGAACAGGAAUGUUUACGCUGAUACAGGAAGCCACGAUUGUUCCGGUGGAGAUGUGGGAGAAGAUUUGGCAGGAGCACCGUUGCUCAGAGAAGGGCAACAGGCCAGAAGCCCCCAUGUUCCCUCUGGCUGACCCCCCAGCUGUUAAAGAGUUGCUAAAAGCAGAGAUUCAGUUGUUGCUGCUCACACUGAGAGAGAAAGCUGCCAGGCAGGGCAGGGAUGAAGAGGAGGUCAUGGCCCAGUACAAUCCUAGUGUGGUGAGUGAUUCACUGGGCAGCAGUAGCACACAGAGACGGGGGAGUCCAGGCAGCUGGUGUGAAAUGAAAUCACCCUCCAGACCCCCAUCAAGUCUUAGUGAGAUUGGUGGCAGGUCCGUCUACAGCCUCUCGUCUCACUCCAGCUGUGAAGAAGAAAUCAAGGCGUUAAGACAUAAGUUAAACAUCACCCAUAUAGAUGAGGUUGUGACCCAUCUCAGUAUGGCUUUUUUGAUCAUAACCGAAGAAUCUGAAUCACUGAAAAGAGACAUGCAGGUCCUGCAGGUAAGGACUCAUUUUGCCAAUAAACGUUGGAAGAGAGCAAGAGCUCAGACAGAAUCUUUAUCUCCUGAACCCACCAUAGCAGAGCUCAAAGAGGAACAGAGACUCAUUCAGAGGGAUCUGAAUGACCAGAGUUUGAUAAGCUGCUCCCACAACACAAAUAAUCAGAGCGCCAGAAACCCAAAAAUCCAUGCAAGGGAGACCCACAAACCUGCUCUUUCUGCAAAUGGACUGAAAUCUCUGGAAGGACCGAAACCAUCAAACUCAACAGUCCCCCAUUUUAAACCAUGUCCACCUCGAGACCCAAACCACAUCAGGAGCAAUCUGCCACUAAUGAGCUACUCAAUUGCUGAAUUCACGAUCCCUAUUUCUGCUUUGGAACAUGGGGACAAAGAGCGCAAGUACAGGGAAAAUUCACUAAGAGCUUCAGACUUCAGAAUGGUUCCAGCGGCCUCUGUCAAAGCAUCUGGAUCUGUAAAAGACUUCUUCCUAAAGAUGGAAGUGACUCAAAACAGUGACCUAGACUGUCUCCAGCCCGGUCCUCCUGCAGUGCAGAGAACAGCCAGCAGGGGGCAGAGGGGGAGCAGACACCGGUGUCUUCCUCAGCCUGAUGGCCUGCUCAGUUUUCUGUGAGAAUCGCUGCAUGCUGCU
Molecule: messenger RNA, 1188 nt
Organism: Cyprinus carpio (common carp)
Lineage: Eukaryota; Metazoa; Chordata; Actinopteri; Cypriniformes; Cyprinidae
Product: coiled-coil domain-containing protein 24-like
Exons: 8
Coding region: 1-1170 (389 amino acids)
Source: RefSeq, a predicted model, not a curated record